Messenger RNA from Alternaria atra, 1848 nucleotides. RefSeq lists its product as uncharacterized. The record is from RefSeq and is a predicted model, not a curated record. The coding region runs from base 1 to 1848 and encodes 615 amino acids. Lineage: Eukaryota; Fungi; Ascomycota; Dothideomycetes; Pleosporales; Pleosporaceae. The transcript has 4 exons.
AUGGAGCCUCUGAAUGCUGUGUCACUUGCUUCAGCCGUCAUACAGCUUGUCGAAUAUUCUGCCAAAGUGCUACGCAAGGGUAAGGUGGGUGGUAUACACAUAUCUGCUGCCAAUACCCUAGGGGAAGCUACACUGCUCGAUGACGCAAUAGCUAAUCUCAGCGACUUAUUGCAACAACUUGGAAAGACACAGCACGUAUUGCAUAAUAACAAUUCCCCUCUUGUUCAGUACACGGCAGAUGCGCAACUUAUCGCAGCGGCGAAAGAUGGUGCGGGAGUGGCGAAGAUCUUACAGGCCACACUGGAUCAAGCGAAGCGCAACAAUGACGUGGACGAACAGACUGUACUUAUUCAAGGACUACGCAGCGUCUUGAACUUGUACUAUAGUCAGAAGACGAUAUCGGCUCUCCUAGACAGACUCAGUUCAAUUCGCAAGCAAGUAGAUAUCUCUCUGCUCACCUCGCUCCGACAAAACAUCUCACAAUGCAGUCAAGAUCAUCCGGAAAAAAUAUGGUUCCCCGGGGACGAGGCCUCAGACUCCCACGCACUACUACUUGACGGCAUCAAGCAUCAUGAUUGGAAGCCUACGAAAACCGCUGAUGUCUCUGCGUUUUCGGAUAGUUUGAAGGACUUCGUGGUAAACGGCGAUGUGGAAAGUCGCUUUGUCAGCUUCAUAUUGGCACGCUUGUAUUUCACAGGACUCUCUGAUCGUUACAAGGUAAUUUCUUAUAUCACGGCUUCGUUUGAGGGCGAUGAACUGUAUGCAAAGCUCAGCAAAUUGAACCCCGGCUCUGCUACCAACGUCGUCAACGAUGUAGCCAAGAAGGCAGCUGGCAUAUUUCUCUGGGCAUAUAUCGCGGUGCACUUAUUGCUUAGUGGACUGUCAACUACAACGCGCAUAUAUAAUGUCACUGCUCGACUGGACGCCCUCCCAUCUGGACUAGAGCAACUUUUCACAAAACUCCUUGGCAGUUUGAACACAGUAGAAUUGAAGCACGCCUGCCAACUUCUCCGUUUGGUAAGCAUGAAAACACGGCCGUCCUUACUGGAACUCUGGUUUGCAGACUGUGAGAAUGACGACCCGGCGCUGAGGAACGUGGCUCGACCGUUGACUGAGAAUGAGAUUGUGGAGCGUCUCAAAACGAUGAAAAGUCAACUCAACUCUCGAUGUAGGGGUCUGUUGGAAGUGGAAAGCUCGCACAAUAGAUCCAGCGCUGUACCAUCAAAAGCUUCUCACGUCACCUGGACCCACCGCAUAGCAAAAGACUUCGUUCGAUCUCAGCGCGUAUGGAAUAUUGUCCUCGAUAACACCGGACACGAUGCUUUCGAUCCACAAUGGCACUGGGCCAACGGCCAACUAGGUCUAUUCAAAACACUCGCCGGAACCACCCGCACCAAAGCUUUCCACUUCACACACUGCAUCGAAUACGCGAUACGCGUAGAACAUCGGCUCAAAAUCUGCCCGGUCAAGUUUCUAGACGAAGUCGGACGUACCACAGCGACCUAUCCGAACGUAUUCGAUGACGUUGUGCCCCGAAAACUCAGAACCAGUGUCAACAGUUUCCUUGAGUUCGCGGUGCUGUUUAAUUUUGCGAGUUAUGUUCGUACCAAAGGCGUCACUGUACCAAGAGAGGAUUUGCUGCAUGCUUCUCGCUUACUGGGCUUGUUGGACGCAAAGCAAUGGGAAGGUUUUGCAAAGCGUUUGGACACCCCGGCGGACUCGAACGUGGGGUUUGAGGAAAGGAAAAGAGAGACGAAACGUGUGGUGGAUCUUUUGCUUGAUCGCCGAGAUAGUGAAUCGGGUUGGCAGAGGGCUAAGAAGCGGCUUUCUGGGCAGAGGAAGACGUGA